CCUCUCUUUCUUCUUCUUGUUGGCUCAUUAUUGUCGGUCUUCAUUGCACGCUUGCGGUUUCCGUUUGCCUCGUAGAGGCCUCACCAAGCGUAUCACUUGACUCGAGGCAUGUGGCGGACAGUUUACUUCGUGAUUUCGAACCGGUCAAAUCGUGGACGAUUCCGAACGUUUCUCUGCAAAUAAAGUGAAGUAAGAGGAAAAGAUUGAUCGCUGAUAUGGGGAUGCACGCCAGGAAUGUCAAUGACAGUCUUGGAAAUGCGUUAUCGACCAAAGGAGAAGUGUCGUGGUCAACGACAGAGGAACCCUUUACUCCCGAAGAAGAGGACGCGAUAGUAACGCUGGUGGUAGUGGUGAUCGGUAUCAUCAUAGCUAUAGUGAUAUUAUUUUCAAUGGGGAUAUUUAUCGAUUGCAAGCAUCAAAAGAAGGAUGUUUUAAAGAAAAAGAAAUUGAAAUUGAAAAUGCCACCAUUGUCUCGAAUGAGAAAAAAUCAAAAGGAGGACGCGAAAUCCUUGGCAUCGGAUAUGUGCCCAAACGGUGCUAGCGACGCCGGCUUUCGAACACGUGAUGUUAUAGUCUGACAUCUCUUGCGAUACGUCGAUUUCCAACGCGCAUAAGGAACGAAAUGCCACCGGUCCAACUCCUAUCCAAUUUCUUCGUUAAACGGGAAGGAAGUCGUUAAAAAUACAGUUCGACGAAAAAUUUAAAAAAUCAACAGAAGAAAUAUACACGGAAAAUUGUGUUAAUCAUAGAUCGAGUGGACUUAUCGUGUUUAUACGUGUAAAUGACGUGAUCAAAUUUUGCAAAUAACCUAUCUUUCGCAAAGUUCUUCAACUCAAUAUCAUUUCGUGUAACUGUGAUUUUCAUGAUUUUAUAUAUAUAUACAUAUAUAUAUAUAGUUAUCAACUCUCUCGAUCGCAUCGAUCGCAUAUUUAUAGCGAUUGUUUUUAAAAGUGAACAUAGAAAUUUAUUAAGUAACAAUAAUUUAAAUAGUAAUUUUAAAGGGAUUGAAAGUCAACGAUACGGAUCUAAAUUUUUAGUAAUUGCUCAAAUAAUCGAAUAUGUAUAGGUAUUGUUAGCUCAAUUAUUUAAUCUUCCAUUCAGAGAUAAAAUAAAGAUGAAAGAACGCGAUCGCAUACUCGUUCAAAUCUGAGAAUGUAGAGUAUGUAUACGUAAAGGCAAGCUUUCUGCGAAACGAGUUGAAUACGAGUAUUUUCAUUUAUACAAUAUCGUCUAUUCUUUUGAGGUCUAC
This is a messenger RNA of Apis florea (little honeybee), 1249 nucleotides long. RefSeq lists its product as uncharacterized. The record is from RefSeq and is a predicted model, not a curated record. NCBI's taxonomy places the organism in Eukaryota, Metazoa, Arthropoda, Insecta, Hymenoptera, Apidae.